This is a messenger RNA of Misgurnus anguillicaudatus (oriental weatherfish), 1015 nucleotides long. RefSeq names its product small integral membrane protein 36 (gene smim36). The record is from RefSeq and is a predicted model, not a curated record. Lineage: Eukaryota; Metazoa; Chordata; Actinopteri; Cypriniformes; Cobitidae.
AUGUGCAGUUUGCAAAAUUAAAAUGGCAGCUUAAACUAUUAAAGUGAGCAGCUUUUAAUCAUUGGCUGCAAGGUUGGUAAAAUAGAAGGGGAGGGAUUAAAGUCUUUGAACUGCAGAGUGACAUCUCCACUCUGAUCUCUACGCAUUGCCCUGCACUUCUCUUUGGGAUAUUCCUAAGAUAUUACUCUAUGGUUUGCCGAAGAGCCUGACGGGAGUCCGUGGUCUUCACGUUUCUCUCCGAGCGCGGAGUCAGGGAUGCUGCGUUGCCAUGGGUUUCAUGGAGUUUUACCUGGAGAUUGAUCCAGUCACUCUAAAUCUCAUCAUCCUUAUCGCCAGCUACGUGAUCCUGCUCCUGGUCUUUCUCAUCUCUUGCGUUCUGUACGACUGCCGUGGCAAAGACCCUUCGAAGGAGUAUGUUUCGGAGCCCCCGGCCCCCCAGCAACAGUCUCCCAUACGGCUUGUGGUGAUGCAAAACUCCCCGACUUCGUCCCGGUAUAAUGAGCAGAAUAACACAGCAGCCUCCAACUUUGCGCCACUGACCCCUGACAUGCGUGAGAAGAAAAGCACACUGGUGUAAUGAUGGGCUUCAUAUGUCCAAAGGCUGUUGAUGUUCUUUUAUGGACACAAAUCUUAUGCUCGGAAAGAGAUAACAUUUCAAUCUAACUUGGAUUGAACCAGAACAUCCAUCUACAUUCACUAGUUCAUUGUGGACAAUUUCAUUAUGGAAAUGGAGUUAUUUUAUCCUCUGGACACUGGAUAGAGGUCAGCAGAAGACACAUGCCUAAACAGGACAGAUGUCUGGCACGUGUACAGUCACAAUGUUAUCUGCCGUGAAAAAUUGACAGAUGUAAUUUUGCCUGCAGCUAAUUGGUCAAAAUGCUGUUGUAUAUGUGGUGUACAGCACAAAGUAUGUAAAUUAUUCAUUUUGAAUGUUUCAAAUUUGUUAUCAAAAGGUAUAUUAUAAGAAUAAUUUCAUAUUAUAAUAAUAAUGACAAAAAUUUAAUAUAUAUGGCAC